Molecule: messenger RNA, 924 nt
Organism: Linum tenue
Lineage: Eukaryota; Viridiplantae; Streptophyta; Magnoliopsida; Malpighiales; Linaceae
Source: the annotation of a GenBank genome assembly
AUGAGCAAUCGGCAAUCUCCGACGGAGUUGUUGUUUUGGAACUCUCACCAGAUCAGCCAGAUAGAUGGCCACUGGUACCAGGUACCGGCCGUGGACCGCAUGGCCGCCUUCAGGUCGCGAUUCGAGCCGAGAAGCGACGACAUCCUCCUGACAACCUUCCGCAAAACAGGGACGACGUGGCUCAAGGCUCUCUGCUACAGCAUCCUCCACAGAGAAGCAGAAGAAGACCUUCUGGCGAGGAAGAACCCCCACGAAGUGGUCCCCACUCUGGAGAACACGUUCCUCGAAGAACGAGUCCAAGAUAUGCUGCUGAGUUCCCCUCCCACCGGUCGGCUGCUCCACAGCCACCUGCCUUACAGUUACCUGCCGGAGGCGGUGAGGGAGUCCGGGUGCAGGAUCGUGUACCUGGCUCGGAACCCGAAGGACAUGGUGGUGUCGAUGUGGCAUUUCUACAACAAGCGCUACAAGAGCGCACAGGGCGACGAGCAGUUCCCGCUGGAGGGAGCGGUGGAGAGCUUCUGCAGCGGGGUCCUGCCUUUCGGGCCCUUUUACGAGCAUGUGGUGGGAUAUUGGGAGGAGAGCCGGAGGCGGCCUCAGGAGGUGUUGUUUCUCAAGUACGAGGAGCUCUGCAGAGAGCCGAAGGAGCAAGUCAGGAAGCUAGCUUCGUUUCUCGGGAAGCCAUUUUCUCUCGACGGAGAUGAAGAGGUGGAGAAGGUGUUGUGGCGGAGCAGCUUGGAUAGGUUGAAAGAGCUGGAGGUUAACAAGAGUGGUGUCGGGGAGUUGAACCAUAUGCUCAAUUCCACCUACUUCAGGAGAGGAACCGUGGGGGAUUGGGAGAAUUACUUGACUCCACAGAUGGCGCAGCGUAUUGACCAGCUCACACAGUCUAAGUUGCAGGGAAGUGGGCUUUCUCUUGAUGAUUAA